AUGGCUGUGGUCGGCCCAGCGCUGGGAUAUGUGGUCGGAGGACAAAUGCUCAACAUCUACACAGACUUCCUAACAGUCGACUCGGAUACGAUCGGGAUAACGGCCCAGAGCUCGGUGUGGAUUGGCGCGUGGUGGGUGGGCUUCAUUCUGUCCGCCAUUUUGUGCGUGGUUGUGGCGGUACCACUGCUCGCCUUCCCCUACGAGUUGCCGGGCGCGGCCGAGAUCAAGGCAUCCAAGGUGUCGGAGGCCCACGAGGGGGCCGCGUCGAAGUCGGCCGCCUUCGGCGCCCUGCGCGAGCUGCCCCGAGCCGCGGCGGCGCUCAUGAGGAACCCCACCUUCGUGUUCUUGAACCUGGCCGGCGCCAGCGAGGGCAUGCUCAUCUCGGGUUUCGCCGCCUUCCUGCCCAAGCUGAUAGAGAACCAGUUCGCGGUCAGCGCGUCCGAAGCUGCUCUCUUGCUAGGGGUCAUCACGGUGCCGGCGGGCGGCGGCGGGACCUUCGCUGGCGGCUGGCUGGUGAAGCGAUGGCGGCUGGCCUGCGCCGGCAUCAUCAAGCUGUGCGUCGCCUCCACGCUGAUCGGUGCAGUCUUCACGGUAUCCUUCGUGCUCUCGUGCGACGACUACCCGUUUGCCGGGGUCACCGUACCCUACAAUAGCACCGCAGUGGCCGGAGGCGGCGCGCUGUCCGCGCAGUGCAACUCUGCGUGCGGCUGCGAGCGCGCCGCGUACGCGCCGGUGUGCGGCCGCGACCGGCUCGUGUACUACUCGCCGUGCCACGCGGGCUGCAGGGCGGCCGCGCGCGAGGGGCCCGCGCAGCUCUACCGCGACUGCGGCUGCGUGCGGCCCGCAGGCUUAGCCAGCGAACCAUCGUAUGACGCUAUUAAUAGCGUAUGCAGCUCCCAAUGCCCAUACCUCUGGGCAUUCGUGUUCCUCGCCUUCUGCGUCAUGCUGUUCACCUUCCUCGCCACCAUGCCGGCACUGUCGGCAACGCUGAGAUGCGUGCGAGAGGAUCAGCGGUCCUUCGCGCUGGGCAUCCAGUGGAUCAAAGUUCGACUCCUGGGCACUAUUCCGGCACCGUUGCUGUUCGGAUUCCUCAUAGACCUGUCCUGCUCGCUGUGGGAGAAGACCUGCGGGACUACGGGGGCGUGCCUGCUCUACGACAACCAUAAUAUGAGCAGAUACAUGUUAGCGCUGGCUCUAGUGGGGAAGCUCUGUUCGGUUGUGUUCUUCUUCCUCGCGUGGUGGUUCUAUCGGCCGCCGGGCGCCAAGAGCGGCAACGGCGCGCCCCCUGUCGACUUACUGGUUCGCGACAAAGUGGACGGCCGAAGGGGACCGAGCACCAUCGCCAAUGGGACCGACAACCUCACCAACGGCCUACCGCCGCACUCGAACGGAUACUGCAACGCUGCAUUAGAGUGCAGCGACCAUUUG
Molecule: messenger RNA, 1428 nt
Organism: Iphiclides podalirius (scarce swallowtail)
Lineage: Eukaryota; Metazoa; Arthropoda; Insecta; Lepidoptera; Papilionidae
Source: the annotation of a GenBank genome assembly